GUAAACUUUAUUUAUGUGUUGAUACUUUUAUCCUAAUUUGAAAAUAGAAAAUAACUGCCUAAAUUUAAAAUACUUUUAGAUGAAAUGCCACUCUUAAAAAUGGUCAAGUUUCAUUUACCACUAAUGGUAAAACGUGAGAUUAUGUGUGUUCAAUUUUGUCAAGCACUAAAAAAUAAAUAAGAAAUUAACUUAUUUCCUAAAAAAUAUUUUCAUGAAAAAAAAAAAAAUCUUCGUACCAAACUAACCCUAUAAGCAUUGAAGGAAUUAUGAAUUUUAGCUCCCCCUUAUCCUCAUUUAGAAAAUUUUAAAAAGUGAAUCUCAAGUUUUUAAAAGUUAAAAUCCUAUUUGGUUUACCAUAGGGUAAUUUUCUCAAAAGAAACGGAAUAGGAGGAUUAGAGCCAAAACACUCAACAAAAACAUCGUAAUAACACUGCUAAUAAAUGAGAUAAUUAGCCGUUUCACACAAAUUAUACUCCCUCCUUCCCUAACGGUCACCUUUUUUCAAGAUUUCAUUCUUCAUAAACCUCUUCUCAUUUCCACCCAAAACACACACACACAGAGAGUCACUCUCAUUCUUGAUUUCAAUGGAGAACAAGUCUCCAAGAAAAGCCAUUGAAGAAGAGAAGAAGAAGAAGAUUCCAGUGUUUACAGUGUUAAAGAAUGGGGCAAUCUUGAAGAACAUAUUCUUGCUUGACAAUCCACCAAGUCAAGAAACAACAGAAAAUGAAGAAGAGAUAUUGGUGGUUGGUAGACAUCCAGAUUGUAACAUAACGUUGGAACAUCCAAGCAUUAGUAGAUUUCACCUCCGUAUUCACUCUAAACCAUCUGAUCACUCCCUCUCUGUUACUGAUCUCUCUUCAGUCCAUGGUACAUGGAUUUCUGGUAAGAAACUUGAAUCAGGAGUUAGGGUGGAGUUGAAAGAAGGCGAUAGGAUGCAACUUGGAGGUUCCAGCAGAGUUUACAGGCUUCACUGGGUUCCAAUCAGCCAUGCAUACGAUUUGGAGAAUCCGUUUGUACCUCCUCUUGGUGAAUCAGAACCAGAUGAAAGCACACAAGAGGAAAAACAUCAGGAUGAGAGUGGCUUUUCUCUCCAGAAUGACCAAAUUCAGAAGGAUGAUGAUGAUGAUAUGGUGCAAGGUCUAGACUCAUCAUUUUCUGGUAUGAGUUCGUUUCCGCUUGUGAGAAGUUUGACUCCACCAGCUCCUCCAAUGCUUAAGCAAAUGAGUUCUCCAUUUCCUGAUAAAUAUGAGGCAGCAAACCAAAAUCUACCUGGUAAUAUCCAUGAAGAAGGUGAAAUCAGUUUGCUGCAGUCUGCUUACCAACCUGACAAGGAAAAUAGUGCACCAGCAACAGAAACUGCAGAUGGUACCCCAGAAAGAUCUCAGCAAAGAUGUUCAAGUAUUUGGUCUAGAAGAGGAAAACAUUCCAGUGUUCAGAUUCAAACUGGUAGAGAUAGGGCAAUGAAUGAAAAAGUUGACAUGGAAACUGAAGUUGAGUCGCUUAAUCGUGAAAUUGCAGGAUUUGAAUCAGUUUCUAAAGAUCUUUUUGCUAGUGGAAACAAGGAUAACGAGGAAUAUGUCUUUACUCCUGAAAAAGAGAACCAUACUCCAAGUUCUCUCUUCCUUGGAUCCGUGAAGAAAUCGUGUCUUUCUGAGAUGACAAAUAGAUCGGAUAGAAAGUCUAUUCUUUCUAAUAUGGAUGAGAAUGAUGAAGAGAUUUUCACUCCGGACAAAGAGAAUAUGACACCAGAGACUCGUCGGCUGAGGUCAAUGAAGAAGAUGGGAAGCCAGCAUCAAAUUAAGCAUCCAAAACCGUUUAAAUCUUCAUCUCUGAAACUUGUGGUUGAGCCCAAAUUUAAUCAAGCUGCAGGUUGUGUAUCCCACAAAAAGGAAAAGCUAGGGUCAACUACUAAAUCAACAGUGUCAAAUAUGGAAGAAAAUGAUGAAGAAAUUUUCACUCCGGAUAAAGAGAAUAUGACACCUGGUACUCGUUUGAUGAGAUCAAUGAAGAAAAUAGGGAAGUUGGAAGAUCUUAAGCAUCUAGAAGCAUUUAAGUUCUCUCUGGAUAAUGUAGUUGAUCCGAUAUUUCAUCAAACUGGAACUCCGUUCUCCUCUGAGAAAGAAAAUCUGACUGACAAACUUCUUGAAGAACAGAAAUCAACAAACCUUGCCUCCAGAAAUCUAGCAAGAUCGGAGGUAAACACGGUGAAGAACAGAAUGGAUCGGCUGCCUUUUCAGUCACUUCUUGUGAACAGCUCCGAAAAGACCAUCUCAAUAUCUCCACUAGAGGACAAUAAGUCGAGUGACAAUCCAAUCAAGCAUCCACAGACUAGUGAAGCAUGCCCCUUCUCUAAAAACAGUGUCAUGGAACAGAAGAGAUGGACCAUUGUAGUAGAUACUGGUUCAUUGUUGAAUAAGGAAUCAAGGAAAAGUUUGCAACUGCUGCAAGGUCUCAAGGGAACUUACCUGAUAAUUCCUCGAACUGUCAUAAGAGAAUUGGAUUGCAUGAAGAGGCGUACUAUUCUGUUUAGAAGGACAACUGAGGAGUGUGCAGCAUUAGAAUGGAUAGAAGACUGCAUGGUAAAUGCAAAGUCAUGGAUUCAUGUACAGAGUUGUUCGGAGGAAACAAGAGCAGUGGCACCAACUCCUCCUGCUAUUGCUCCAAUGUCUGUGUUCAGUGAGGAGAAUGGCAAGUUUCCUGUUGGCUCACUUCAAUUUUCUCCAAAUAGUGGUCUAAUGGAAUUUGCCUCACCCACAGCAGACGAUCAUAUCCUUGAAUAUGCCCUCUUCUUGAAAAGAACCAACAGAAACGUACAACUUGUCCUCCUUAGCAAUGAUCUUACCAUGAAAAUAAAGGCCAUGGCAGAAGGUUUGAACUGUGAGACAGCAGAAGAGUUUCGCGAGAGCUUAGUGAAUCCAUUCUCUGAGAGGUUUGUUUGGAAGGACAGCUCUCCCAGGGGAAGGACUUGGUCAUGUGUGGAUGACUUUGUUCUUAGGGAAACAUACUACCACGGCCCUACAACGAAGCCAUCAAAGUCAGGAGACGCUGCAAAAGGGUUGAAGCUCAUAUUGCUCCACAAUUCUCAUUAUAGGCGCCACAUCUGUUCAGCCAGCUGAACCACUUAGUCUGCGUACAGCCUUUUCUCUUCAUUUGCAACAAUCUUGUUCAAUUUCUUUCGACAGUGUUAGAUUCUGGCACUUUGUAAUCAAGGGCAAGAAGGCCCUUUAGAGAUUGGGGCGCAAGAAAAUGUAAAGAUGCGGGAAGCUUUCAUGCCAUGCUCUGAAAUGGAAGUGGCACUCUUUUUGAACCUUUAUUGCAAUGAAAUCGGUUGAUCUUUA
Messenger RNA from Lycium barbarum (goji berry), 3338 nucleotides. RefSeq names its product FHA domain-containing protein PS1-like. Gene Ontology annotation, molecular function: protein binding. The transcript has 6 exons. Bases 585 to 3116 code for a protein of 843 amino acids. Gene Ontology annotation, cellular component: nuclear membrane. NCBI's taxonomy places the organism in Eukaryota, Viridiplantae, Streptophyta, Magnoliopsida, Solanales, Solanaceae. The record is from RefSeq and is a predicted model, not a curated record.